Messenger RNA from Somion occarium, 3504 nucleotides. Lineage: Eukaryota; Fungi; Basidiomycota; Agaricomycetes; Polyporales; Cerrenaceae. The record is from the annotation of a GenBank genome assembly.
UUUCACGGCCCCUUAGCACCUCCAAAAGUUCACGCAUGGAUACUAUGUUCGGCUUCGCGCUCGGCGAUGGCAAUGUUUGGGAUCUGCCUUGCAACGCAAAAUUGAAAUAAUUCUAGUAAAUACGGCCGCCGGUUGUUUUUGGACCAUAAGGUCCAUUCACAGACGACCGUAGCCGCCCAGUAUAAACUCGGAAGUCAGACGCGGUCCUGGCCCAACUGAACCACGAGAAGUAUUUUUUCUUCGCGUCCGAUCGCCUUUCCUGAGCGUGCACGAGUUGCACGCGACGCGUGACAAAUUGCAGACUUCAAAUCCAACCCCAGCUCAGGCUGUCGGUUCAAAUACCUCUUCUACCUUUCGCUCCAACAACAUCUUGUGGACGUUUGCCACUGGCCUGCUCUUCCUCUUUCUUACCACCACGACUGCCACUCACGGUAUUGGCUCUCUCCUCCCGCUGAUACUGGUUCUUUCGCUUUAAUGCCCGUUUCGACGAACUUGGUCUCUAGUAGCUUAGCUGCUCCUCAAGGCAGGGUCUCCUCUGAACAGCAAAACUCUUGGGUCGACUCUCGCGUUAAGGGUCUCCGACGAUUGUCCAUACCAUCUAUCUCAACUGCUGAUCGGAAUUCUUCCGCACGCGCUUCGCCAAUGUCCUCGGUUGGAGGAUUGCCUUACUGGGCACAAUUGGAUCGCAUCGACUCUCGUCGUUCUUCCCCCUCCACGUCGUCUUCCAGUGUUGCGAUGGAGAACGCCGCCACGAACUUUUCACAAGAUCCAUUUUACCUCACACGAUCGAGAGUGCUACGAUUGUCAGCAAGAACUCGGCUCUCGGAGUACACGUUGCCCGACGUUGUUCACAGGAUCAAAUCACUGCAGCCUACGUUGUGGAAAAGUUCCUCGUCAGCGUCGUCUGACGUCGAUGGCGUGUUUCUCGUCUUCCGGACGCAUGAGGAGGCUUGCACCGCUAUCUCUCUGUCCAGCCCUUCCUUCCCUCUCUAUGCAGCUCUUGAGAGUGAGCUAGAACACAUCCAGAACCUCCAGCAACUCCUGUGGUCCGAAGUUGUGGAAGAAAUGGCAACCGUGGCUCCCCCGCAGAGGAUGACACCGUUGAUUCCAUUCGUGUCUCGACGCGUCCACGAUGUGGCUCAAGGUCAAGGUAACAACGCCGCACUUCCAAACGGUUUAACACCGCUGCAAAUUGAAGGCUUCAACCUCUCGAGUAAUCCACCCAACCCGAAGCUCAGUUUCCGAGCAGGUGACUGGAUGUGCUCCGUACGUCAUUGUGCAGCUCAUAAUUUCGGUCGCAACGUAGCGUGCAUUCGAUGCGGCACCCCUCGCACGAUGAAUACCAUGGACGGCAGUAGUGCGGCCACCAGCCCUAUCUCACCAACGCAUCAUGUUUCUCCUAGGUUCAUUAAUGCUGCUCAUCCUGCCAACAACGGUGGUCAAAUUCCCAACCUUGUGCUCAUGGCUCCUCAACAUCCUCAGGUUGCUCAAUUCUCACACCACGCUCAUGCGCAGCACGUUCAACAUCAACAAACUCAUCCUGCCCUCCCCAAUACCCCUCUUACGCCCAUCUCGUCUCAACCUCCUCACACUCCUCACGCGCCCAAUACACUUAUGGCACCUCUGUCCGCCUCUGGCAUGCCAAAAUCCUAUCCACCCAUCCCCUCCUCUUCACCCUCAGUCUCGUCACCGUCAAAGGCACCGUCACCCUCAUAUCCCCUUCUCACACCUUCGGGACACGCAUUAAGCGCAGGUGGUCGAGUUCGGAAUAUCUCGACAGACCCCUUGAUGCCAUGUAUCAUGUAUUGGCCUGACAAUGAACCUUUACCGGAGAGGGGACAGAUUAGGCCUCUGGGGAGUGCCGUUAUCCAGGUGCGUGGGGGUUCUCCUUGUUACCCGCCGAUCAUCAAUACAGGCAACAAGGGCGCAGCGGAGAAGCAACCGGGUGAUUGGGUUUGCUCCAAGUGUAACUACUUGAAUUGGAGACGGAGGAAAGUCUGUCAGACGUGUUAUCCCUAUGCUGAGGGAAACGGCGACUCGAUCUCCGCAGCCGUUCAAGCGGAACGUAUCGCACUCCUCGCAAACGUCCUCAAUCGCUCCACGUCUUCAUCUGCCUCAACGCCUUCCCUCACCCCCACUACCACGCCCGCCUCUUCGACUUCCUCGUUCUCGUCCUUUGCUCAAGGUCCUACUGCAGGGCACACUGCGACUCAACAGGUCUUGCCUCCAGUUGGCGGAGUCGAACGUCAACUUCGGUCAUGGUCAUCUUCGGACCACCCGCAGUUCGAUCGGGAGUUACAGAAUAAGUUCUCGCACCCAAUUUAUCAGACGUCGGGACACCCGUCCCAUCUCUCUCACCCUUCGCACCCCUCGUUGAACGGACAUUUCGCCCAGCUCGGUCCAUCGUUCCCAAGCGAGUCCAACUUCCUCCCGUCCUUCCUCCAAGACAUCAUCCAUUCGCCCUCCCUCUCCCCCGCCACGUCUUGUUCCUCGGGUUUCGAGGGCCCCCACUACACGUACUCUUCCAACACUUCUGUGAACGCGUCUCCUGACUCGUCUUCUCGUGGAAGUAUCGGUGAGGGUCGGCCCCGCGGGAACAGUGGGCAUGGAAAGGGGAGUAUCGGUGAAAGUCGACAUAUUGUUCAGCGCGAUAGGAGUGCCAGUCGACAAAGGCCUUAUACUUCUUCGUCAGGGAGCAAUGGAAGCGAUUUGAGUAUCUGGAGGUUGGACGGUGAAGAGACUAGGCACAUGAAACUGGGAGGGUUGAACGGAUCCGAGUCGAGCUCUAAUGGAUUGGAUGGAUUGAACGAGGUAGACGAAGUAGCUGAUACCUUGGCAGAUUUCGACAUCGCGGGGAAGACCCCGACGAACUGUGCGGUGUUCGCGUAGGGACGAAAAAAUUAUGUAAAGACGUAUGGUGUAUCAAAAACAAAUUCUCGUCUCGUAUUCUUGCUCCUGUAUCUCAAAAGACUCUCAAGACGGACUUACCCCGCAUCAACUUGGACGCAUCGUGGAUCGGAAAGACCAAAAACCCAACACUCAAUCACUUUAAAAAAUGGCGACACGGACAAUGUAUUUUGGAACUAUCUUAAAGUAUAGUGAUUUAUACGACCGACCGGCGGCGAUUCCUUCCUUCUGUCCUUUUAUUCCUAUUGCUCUGAAUCUUAUUCACCCUUCAGGCACUUGUGCACUUUACCCCCCUUUGUUUUUGCUCUUAACCAUCUUCUCAUCUUCAUCUUCAUCUUCAGUGAUUUAUCUUUAUGCACCUAAUGCUAUUCUUGAACGUAGAUUGUUCUUCUUGUUCUACCUCAACGCAACUUUUACCCCCUUCACUCUUGUUGUUUUCAGACUCGACCCCGGCGGCCCUGGGCUUGGAAUCUUUCUUUCUGUCUGUCUCUCUCCGUUUAUGCAUAUAAAGUAUAUUUGGCAUACGUAUCAGUUGUUGUUUGUUGUUCAUUACACCCAGGAAUCAGAAAAAUGAAUGUAUUUUUUCCCCAACUCUUU